Drosophila obscura is the source of this 2787-nucleotide messenger RNA. Its product is annotated as spermatogenesis-associated protein 20. Gene Ontology annotation, biological process: carbohydrate metabolic process. The transcript has 4 exons. The record is from RefSeq and is a predicted model, not a curated record. NCBI's taxonomy places the organism in Eukaryota, Metazoa, Arthropoda, Insecta, Diptera, Drosophilidae. The coding region runs from base 144 to 2561 and encodes 805 amino acids.
CAGCCCUAGUCAAACAGCUGAUAUGCAAAAUAAAAUUAAAAACAUUGCCUUAGUUAGUCCCAGCUUCGACGCGUUUGCACACGUUGCACUUUUAGUGGCCCAGUGAAAAGAAAGCGCUUCGAUAUAUCCAACAUCAAUUUGAUAUGUUCAGAAGCAAACUUCAUCUCGGUAUACGAAGCACUUUGACAGCGGCAAGGAACCUUCACGCGUUUACGUCAAUCGCAGCAGUUGUUGCCCCCCAGGCGCCACCGAGAGUGUUGCAUCGCAGUUGGCGUAGUCCUAUCGAUUCGGGAGUUAGCCAAGAUUACCGUGGAAUGGCCAGUGGAGGGGAAACGAAGGCAGCGCCGCCAAAGGCUCCAGGCAAUCGAUUGGUUUCUUCAAAGUCUCCAUACCUAUUGCAGCAUGCGUAUAAUCCAGUGGACUGGUAUCCCUGGGGCGAGGAGGCCUUCGAACGUGCCCGCACCGAGAAUAAGAUGAUCUUUCUGUCUGUGGGCUACUCAACCUGUCACUGGUGCCAUGUCAUGGAGCACGAAUCGUUUGAGAACGCUGAGACAGCGGCAGUUAUGAAUGAACAUUUUGUAAACAUCAAAGUGGAUCGCGAGGAGCGUCCCGAUAUUGACAAGAUCUAUAUGACAUUCUUGCGCAUGACCAAGGGUGGCGGUGGCUGGCCCAUGAGCAUCUGGCUGACGCCCGACUUGGCUCCACUAACCGCUGGCACCUAUUUCCCCCCGACAGGCCGGUAUGGCAUGCCUUCGUUCAAAACUGUCCUCCUGGCCAUAGCCAAGCAAUGGCAGACGAAUCGACCAAUGCUUAUUGAGUCGGGCUCCUCUAUUCUCAAUGCUUUGAAGACAAACGAGGAUGUGUCCGCUGUUGCAGAGGCUGCCUUUGAGCCGGGCAGCGCCGACGCCAAGCUGGCGGAAGCUAUCGGUGUACACAAGCAGCGGUUCGACCAAGCGAACGGUGGCUUCGGUUCGGAGCCAAAGUUUCCCGAGGUGCCUCGCCUCAAUUUCCUCUUUCAUGCCUAUCUGGUGAGCAAGGAUGUGGACGUGUUGGACAUGGUGCUGCAGACUCUGGACCACAUUGGUCGUGGCGGCAUCAACGACCACAUCUUUGGUGGCUUUGCGCGCUAUGCCACAACCAAGGAUUGGCACAACGUGCACUUCGAGAAGAUGCUGUAUGACCAGGCCCAACUGAUGGCGGCCUAUUCCAAUGCCUAUAAGCUGACGAGGAGCGCACCCUUUCUGACCUAUGCAGACAAUAUCUAUAAGUAUAUAAUGAAGGACCUGCGCCAUCCCCUGGGUGGCUUCUAUGCCGGCGAGGAUGCCGACUCAUUGCCCACUCACAAAGACACGGUCAAGGUUGAGGGAGCCUUCUACGCGUGGACCUGGAGCGAAAUUGAAGCAGCCUUCAAGGACCAGGCCAAGCGUUUCGACGACGUCUUGCCGAAGCGCGCCUUUGAGAUCUAUGCCUUCCAUUACGGUCUCAAGCCGCAGGGCAAUGUGCCCACCUACAGUGAUCCACAUGGCCAUCUGACCGGAAAGAAUAUACUAAUUGUGCGUGGAUCAGAGGAGGACACCUGCUCCAACUUUGACCUGCAGCCGGAUAAACUUGACAAACUGCUGGAGACGGCAAAUGACAUACUGCAUGUGCUGCGGGAUGAGCGGCCGCGACCACAUCUGGAUACAAAGAUUAUCUGCGCAUGGAAUGGCCUAAUGCUGUCGGGUCUCUCCAAGCUGGCCAAUUGUGGCACAGCCAAGCGAGAGGAGUACAUGAAAGCGGCCAAAGAACUCUUAGAAUUUCUGCGCAAGGAGAUGUAUGAUCCGGAACAAAAGCUGCUGCUGCGCUCGUGCUAUGGGGUGGCUGUGGGGGAUCCAGCCCUGGAGAAGAAUGAAUCACAAAUCGAUGGCUUCCUGGAUGACUAUGCCUUCCUCAUCAAGGGUCUGCUCGACUAUUACAAGGCCUCGCUGGACCUCAGCGCCUUGCGCUGGGCCAAAGAGCUGCAAGAGACCCAGGAUAAACUCUUCUGGGACGAGCAGAAUGGUGCCUACUUCUUCUCGCAACAGAAUGCCCCCAAUGUGAUUGUUCGGCUAAAGGAUGGUGAUGACGGUGCUGAGCCCUGCGGCAACAGUGUCUCCGCCCGCAAUCUAACGCUGCUGUCGCACUACUACGACGAGGAGAGUUUUUUACAGCGAGCCGCCAAGUUGCUGAACUUCUUUGCCGACGUUUCGCCCUUUGGCCAUGCCCUGCCCGAAAUGCUCUCGGCACUGCUGCUGCACGAGAACGGACUGGAUCUGGUGGCCGUGGUGGGGCCCGACUCGGAUGAUACCAAGCGCUUUGUGGAGAUCUGUCGUAAGUUUUUCAUACCAGGCAUGAUCAUCUUGCACGUGGACCCCCUGCAUCCCGACGAUGCCAGCAAUCAGAGGGUGCAGAAGAAAUUCAAGAUGGUAAAUGGCAAGACCACAGUUUACAUUUGCCACGAUCGCGUCUGCCGCAUGCCGGUCACCGAUCCCACGCAGCUGGAGGAGAACCUGAUGGCCAACUUCUUCACCGAGCGCGUCUAAAUAUUGGAGAUUACUCGAAUUAGAUUUAAGCCCCCACUGAAUGUUAUUAUUAGUUAUGUUAUUGUUUUCGCUUACAAAGCGCAGCUCGGUUCUCGGAACUUUGUAGACACAUGCACGUCUAUUGUGCCCAAGAAAAAGCCCCACACAAUUCGCGGGGGGGCAAAGAGCAGUUCUCUUUCUCUUCUCUUCUCAAAUACAUACAACACAUUUUGUGCUUUUAUUGGAA